Molecule: messenger RNA, 2605 nt
Organism: Zonotrichia leucophrys gambelii
Lineage: Eukaryota; Metazoa; Chordata; Aves; Passeriformes; Passerellidae
Gene: KYAT1
Product: kynurenine aminotransferase 1
Exons: 14
Coding region: 140-1507 (455 amino acids)
Biological process (GO): biosynthetic process
Cellular component (GO): mitochondrion; cytoplasm
Molecular function (GO): pyridoxal phosphate binding; L-kynurenine:2-oxoglutarate transaminase activity
Source: RefSeq, a predicted model, not a curated record
AGGAAGUCCCAGCCGCAGAUGAAGCCUUUGGAGCAGAGAAAGCGGAAUGUGUGCCAGGGCAGCCUGGGCGGCUGUGCCAGCCUUUGCCGCCUAAAGCAGCGCGGCCCAGCUCGAUGAGUGAGAGAGCCGGAGCUGUGGCAUGCUCAGGAGAGCGGGACCGUCCCUGCGCCACUUCUUGCUGCAGAGGAACGUCAGUACUGGACACAGCUCGUGCUCCAGAGAGGCAAAAAUGUCAAGGCCGGUGCAAGCUCGGAGGCUGGAGGGAAUAGAUAAAAAUAUCUGGGUGGAGUUUGUAAAACUGGCUACCACCUACUCCAAGGUGAACCUGGGCCAGGGCUUCCCUGACUUCCCUGCACCAGAAUUUCUGCGAGAGGCACUGCUGAGAGCCCUCAGCGGGGGGAGCCACAUGCUGCACCAGUACACCCGUGCCUUUGGCCACCCACCUCUGGUGAAGGUCCUGGCCCAGUUUUUUGAGAAGCUGCUUGGACGAGAGCUGGAUCCUAUGACCAAUGUGAUGGUGACUGUGGGGGCAUACCAGGCCCUGUUCUGCUGCUUCCAGGCUUUAGUGGAUGAAGGUGAUGAGGUGAUAAUCAUUGAACCCUUCUUUGACUGCUAUGAGCCAAUGGUGAAAAUGGCUGGUGGGACACCUGUGUUUGUGCCUCUGAGACCGAAUCCUCCAAAAGAUGGAAGAUUGAUGUCUAGUGCAGACUGGCAGCUGGACCCAGCUGAACUGGCUUCUAAAUUCAAUGAACGGACAAAAGCCAUCGUCCUGAACUCGCCCAACAACCCUCUGGGCAAGGUGUUCAGCCGCGGGGAGCUGGGGCUGAUUGCAGAGCUGUGUGUGAAGCACGACGUGCUGUGCAUCAGCGACGAGGUGUACGAGUGGCUGGUGUACGACGGGAAGCAGCACAUCCGCAUCGCCAGCCUGCAGGGGAUGUGGGAGCGCACGGUGAUCAUUGGCAGUGCUGGGAAGACCUUCAGUGCCACGGGAUGGAAGGUGGGCUGGGUUGUGGGCCCUGACAGGCUGCUGCAGCACCUCCGUACUGUGCACCAGAACUCUGUGUACCACUGUGCCACCAUUGCCCAGGAGGCCGUGGCUCAGGGUUUCCAGAGGGAGCUCACGCUCUAUGGAAAACCAGAGAGCUACUUUGUCCAGCUGCCCAAGGAGCUGCAGCAGAAGAGAGACUGGCUGGUUCAGAGCCUGGAUGGGGUGGGGAUGAAACCCAUCAUCCCAGAGGGCACCUACUUCCUGGUGGCAGACAUCUCCCCGUUCAAAUCUGAUGUGCCCGAUGUCCCCAACUCAGAUGAGCCCUACGACUCCAGAUUUGCAAAGUGGAUGGUCAAGAACAAGGGCCUUGCUGCCAUCCCGCUCUCCGCUUUCUACAGCGAGGCCCACAAGAACAACUACACCAAUUUCAUCCGGUUCUGCUUUGCAAAGGAGGAAGCUACACUGAAGGCAGCAAGUGACAUAUUGCAAAAAUGGAAACAGGAGAAAACCAGCUCCUGAAUACACUGAGAGAGCCAGGCUCUCCUUGGUCCUCAUCUGCCCCUACUGCUCUUCUUCUUCACUUGUCUACAAACUUUGGUAUGUUCUUACUUCAGUGCUUUCAUCAACAUUUUCUGACAGACAAAUGGUUAAGUUUUUCCAGGCCCAGGGCCUGGGGGACAUUUUCAGUCACUGUGAAAUGAUUUCAAGAAGUGACACUUUGUGUGCACCGACAGCAUUUGACAUUUCUUACAUGUGAAAACUUUGCUAAUCAGUUCUGGGAUGCAUCCAGCAACACACAGGGUGAGGAUGGCACCUGGGCUCUGUCUCACCACCAAAUUCUGAAAAAGUGUUUCAGGACUUACCUUUAAGGCUGUGCUGGAGGGUUAGUGUGGCUUGUCUUGCUCCACAUCCCCACUCAGGGCAGCAUUUCCAUGGGCACUCUCGUUCUCACAGGACUAGACAGCAUCACCAGCUGUCAGUAAAGGUGACUCAGGAAGGUGGUGGAGUCACCAUCCCUGGAAGAGUUUAAAAAAAGACUGGAUGUGGCACUUGGUGCCAUGAUCUAGUUGAGGUGUUAGAACAUGGGUUGGACUCGAUGAUCUUAAAGGUCUCUUCCAACCUAGAAUUUCUGUGAUUCUGUGACUCCCAUGAUCCUGAUGAUUACAAACCCAGUGAAAUGACAUUUCCCAUCAUAAACUUUUUUCCCACUAUUUUUUAAUGUGCAUCUCUGGGGAAAAUGACCACACAAUUGGUUUCCCCCAGGAAACAGGCUUUCAGUAGCCUGGCUAUUGUCAAACCUUCCAAAUUACUCUUGGCACUUUCUCAGGGCUGGGCAGCAAAACCUUUUCUGGCCUUUGACAAGUGCACACAGUGGCUGGGGAGGAUGGUCACUGUGGCCUUGGCUGCUCCUACUGCUGGUGGCCACCACAACCUCCCACCCAGUGAGCUGGUGGGGGAAUGAGCAAUUCUGGAGAGGAAAUUCUUGCAUCAGUGUCGAUUUCAGCCUGGAUAAGACUGUAAAACAUCAUCAUCAACCACCUGGGAGUUGUGUGCAGCAGACUGUGCAAUGAGUGUUUGUAGCAGUUAAAUUAUUAAAGUGGAAUUACUGCAAUCAUG